Messenger RNA from Papaver somniferum (opium poppy), 1988 nucleotides. RefSeq names its product splicing factor SF3a60 homolog. Gene Ontology annotation, molecular function: zinc ion binding; RNA binding. The transcript is spliced from 13 exons. Gene Ontology annotation, cellular component: spliceosomal complex; nucleus. Lineage: Eukaryota; Viridiplantae; Streptophyta; Magnoliopsida; Ranunculales; Papaveraceae. The coding region runs from base 95 to 1633 and encodes 512 amino acids. Gene Ontology annotation, biological process: mRNA splicing, via spliceosome. The record is from RefSeq and is a predicted model, not a curated record.
GUCUCUCACCCGCUUCGCUUCUUCAAAACAGAGAGCGAGAAGGCGAACCCUAAAAUACUCUUUAGAGAGCAAAAACCUCCGAUUUCACUCGAAGAUGUCUUCGACACUAUUGGAAGUGACUAGGUCCAAACAUGAGGAAAUAGAACGCUUUGAACGUCUGAUUGUUAAAGAUCUUCAGAAUGAACCAGCUUCAAACCGUGAACGCCUCUUUCAGAAUCAUAGAGUUCGUAACAUGAUUGAAGCAAUUACUUCCUCCACUGAAAAGCUUAUUGAGAUUUAUGAAGACAACGAUAACGCGAGGAAGGAUGAAAUUGCUGCAUUGGGUGGCCAAACUGCCACAGGAACCAAUGUGUUCAGUGCCUUUUAUGAAAGGUUGAAAGAGAUUCGUGACUAUCACAGGCGCCAUCCAAAUUCUCGUGCUUUGGAUGUGUACGAGGAGGCUGAGGAGUUACUGAAAGAAGAACCACAUGUGGAGUUCAGUGGCGAGGAAGGUCAUGGACGGUACUUGGACUUGCAUGAGCUGUACAAUGAGUACAUUAAUUCAAAGUUCGCAGAGCGAAACGAGAAAACAAAAGAACCAAUAGAGUAUUCUGCUUAUCUGGAUGUGUUCUCCCAACCACAUACAAUUUCAUGUAAACUAAAGCUAAGCAGACAAUAUAGAGAUUACCUGGAGCAUUUGCUGGAGUAUCUGAUUUAUUUCUUUCAGCGAAAAGAACCAUUGCAAGACCUUGAUAGAGUGUUUUCAAAGGUAGAAACUGAAUUUGAAGAUCUUUGGGAGGAUGGCAAGAUACAAGGAUGGGAGAGUAAAGGUGGCAACAUUUCAUCUCAGGAUUCUAUAAUCGAUCUCGACUACUACAGUACAUUGCAUGAGUUAAUGGACGUGGGUAACGACAAAUUAAAAGAGGCACUGGCUGCUUUGGGAUUAAAAUCAGGUGGCACUCUUCAACAGCGUGCAGAGAGGCUUUUCCUGACGAAGCACACGCCUCUUGAACAGUUGGACAAAAAACACUUUGUGAAAGGUUUACGUAGUAUAGCACAAAAUGGUGCCACUGUAGCAUCACAAGAGAUGGAGCUGAAGGAAAUUGCCUUGAAAGAGUCCAAGAUGAAACGAUUGUGUGAAAUGCUAAAUGAGACUAUAGAACAAACUAAAGAAAAUGUCCAGAAGAAACAGGCGUUGACAGUUGAUGAGAGGGAAAAAGAACUUGAAGAGGAGGAAGAACAGGUGGACACUGAAAGUGACGAUGAUGAGCAGCAGAUUUAUAAUCCUCUCAAGUUGCCAAUGGGUUGGGAUGGGAAGCCUAUUCCCUACUGGUUAUAUAAGCUUCACGGUCUUGGCCAGGAAUUUAAGUGUGAGAUCUGUGGGACUCAUAGUUAUUGGGGUCGCAGAGCCUUUGAACGGCACUUCAAAGAGUGGCGUCAUCAGCAUGGUAUGCGAUGUCUUGGCAUCCCCAACACCAAAAACUUCAAUGAAAUUACAUCGAUUCAGGAAGCUAAGGCACUGUGGGAAAGAAUACAAGCACGCCAAGGGGUGAACAAGUGGCGGCCAGACCUUGAAGAAGAGUACGAAGAUAAGGAGGGUAACAUCUAUAACAAAAAGACUUACACGGAUCUACAACGCCAGGGCCUGAUAUAAAAUUGGCGUGCAGAUACUGUCAAGCAAAUUCUGUUUUCUUCUUUAAUCUGCAACUCCUCUACGAAGUAUUAGUUUGUCAAGGUUUAAAGAGAAAACUGGGGCGAGUAAUAAUCAGUAUUGGCUGGUAGCAACGGAUGCUAAUGUUCUUUAUUCCCUCCCUUUGUAGAGAUUUCCUUUGUAGAGAUUUUUGAUUUUGUACUUCAAGAAUCACUCUGAAGAAUUUGACUCCUGGAAUGGCUUUGUUUCGUUGCCAAGAUGUUGUAACACAACAGUGUUCUCCACUUCGUCUUUGAAUUUUAUUCAUACCUGAAGACAUUAUUCACUUAAUACGCUAAGAAACUAGUUUAUUUCCCUA